Engraulis encrasicolus (European anchovy) is the source of this 1772-nucleotide messenger RNA. RefSeq names its product solute carrier family 22 member 6-A. Gene Ontology annotation, biological process: transmembrane transport. The transcript is spliced from 10 exons. Gene Ontology annotation, molecular function: transmembrane transporter activity. Bases 124 to 1737 code for a protein of 537 amino acids. Gene Ontology annotation, cellular component: membrane. Lineage: Eukaryota; Metazoa; Chordata; Actinopteri; Clupeiformes; Engraulidae. The record is from RefSeq and is a predicted model, not a curated record.
AGGGGAAGUUGAACUGUCACCAAACCAGCGUCUCCUCGCACGUUGUCCAGUUACUUGACGGAAUGGUGGUGGAAUUCGUUCACUUUUCCUUACAGAACUGAAGAAACAUUAGUUUUUGCCUAAAUGAAUUUCGACCAGAUUUUGAGUGCUGUGGGUGGCUUUGGCAGAUUCCAAAAGCUCCUGUACGUAUGGAUCUGCAUCCCACAGAUCCCGCUCGCCUUUCACAUGAUGGCAAGCAUAUUUACCGGAGCGACACCUCCGCACUGGUGCCGAGACUCGCCAAGCGUCUUAAGAAACACCUCUGGCCAUGGCGUGGAGAGGAAUAUGCUCAAAACUGGAGCCCUGAUCGACAACACCAGCAUCCCUUUGAGCAUUGAACGGGGUGAAAGUUGUGGACUUGUGGUGGUCGUCAAUGGAAGCAGCCCCCUCUCUUGCAGUCAUGGAUGGGAAUACAGCAGCGAGAUAUUUCACAACACCAUUGUCACUGAGUGGGACUUGGUUUGUGACAGGGCCAGCCUCAACAGUUUGGGGACCUCCAUCUACAUGUUUGGUUUACUGGUUGGUGCUGCCGUGUUUGGGGCCCUGGCCGACAGGUAUGGCCGCAGGUUCUGUCUGCUCUUGUCUCUGGCGGUGCAGGCUGUGUUCGGUACAGCUGCUGCGUUCGCUCCAAACUUCCCUGUCUACGUGCUGCUGCGCUUCGUGCUGGGCACCUCCAUCUCUGGAGUCAUCAUCAACGCCUUCGUACUGGGCACAGAGUGGACGUGUACACAGCGCCGCCUGCUGGCGGGGAUCAUGACGGACUACUUCUUCGGCCUGGGCUACAUGCUGCUGUCUGGCAUCGCCUACCUGCUGCGGGACUGGAGGCAGCUGCAGCUCGCCAUCUCCGCACCGGGAUUCAUCUUCCUCUUUUACAUUUGGCUGGUGCCUCAUUCUGCACGCUGGCUACUGGUGAACGACCGCAGGGAGGAAGCCGUCUCUCUCUUGAAGAAGGCAGCCAAGAUCAAUGGCAGAUCCUUCCCCAGCGCCGCACAGGUGGAGCGGUGUGAUAUUGUGGGGGAGGGGAAGAGUCAACAUAGCCCCAUGGACCUGCUGAAGACUGCAGAGAUGAGGAGAAGAUCCCUUAUACUGUUCUAUUUAUGGUUUGUGAACGUGCUGGUGUAUUACGGCCUCUCUCACGGCAUCUCCAGCCUCGGGGUGGACCUCUACCUGACACAGUUCAUCUUCGGCCUGGUGGAAAUCCCCGCCAGAUCAUUGGUCCUGCUUGUGUUGCCAUGGAGUCGCAGAAUCCCCCAGAGCGUGUUCAUGGCGAUUGGCGGAGCGGCGUGUCUGCUCACCCUCGCUGUACCAGCAGGUAAUCCCCAGGUGGUCACAGCUCUGGCUCUGGUGGGGAAGUUUGGGAUCACGGCCUCCUUUGCAGUGAUCUACAUCUACUCAGCCGAGCUCUUCCCCACAGUCAUAAGGCAGACGGGUAUCGGCAUGGCGUCCAUGUUUGCGAGGUCGGGUGGCGUGCUGGCACCGCUGAUCAACAUGCUGAGGGAGCGCGGACCUACCGUACCCAUGCUCAUCUUCGGCUCCGCCCCCCUACUGGGCGCCGCCCUCGCCCUUGCGCUGCCCGAGACGGCCAAUCAGCCGCUGCCAGACAACAUCGAGGACAUCCAGGAGCCCUCUGUGAAGAUCAGCCAGUCUCAGAGUCCACCAGAGGGGCAACAGCUACAGGAUCUGGCAACCGAUUCUUGACAAAUAUGAAAUAAAAAAAAAACAUCAAAAAAAGA